Thalassophryne amazonica is the source of this 683-nucleotide messenger RNA. RefSeq names its product serine/threonine-protein kinase Nek2-like. Bases 1 to 636 code for a protein of 211 amino acids. NCBI's taxonomy places the organism in Eukaryota, Metazoa, Chordata, Actinopteri, Batrachoidiformes, Batrachoididae. Gene Ontology annotation, biological process: protein phosphorylation. Gene Ontology annotation, molecular function: ATP binding; protein kinase activity. The transcript has 4 exons. The record is from RefSeq and is a predicted model, not a curated record.
AUGUCUCAUUUUGAGGAUUAUGAGGUGUUGUGUUCUGUUGGUUCUGGCUCAUUUGGAACAUGUCAGAAAAUUAAGAGAAAGUCUGAUGGCAAAAUUCUGGUGUGGAAGGUGGUGAGGUACAGGGAGAUGAAGAAGGAUCAACUGAAGCGUCUGCUGUCAGAGGUGAAGAUCCUGAUGGACCUCAGCCACCGAAAUAUCGUUCAGUACUUCCAUCACUUUGUAGACUGGGAGCAGAAAAAGCUCUACAUUGUGAUGGAGCACUGUGAGGGUGGAGAUCUGGACACCCUCAUUGAACACUGCCAAAUCAGAGGGAUGUUUCUCUCUGAGAACUUCAUCCUUCGUAUUCUGCUGCAGUUGGCUUCAGCACUGAUGCAUUGUCACAGACGGCCGGACAGAACUGUUGUGCUGCACCAGGAUUUGAAACCAGCAAAUGUUUUCCUGGACAAGACCCUAAAUGUGAAGCUGGGUGACUUUGGUCUGGCUGAGGUCCUCCCCAGUAAGGAGCAUGUCUGCACGUGUAGAGCAGGGACUCCUCUUUACAUGAGUCCGGAGAAGAUCAAUGAGUCGCAGUAUGAUGAGCGAUCAGACAUCUGGUCUCUGGGGUGUCUGAUGUACGAGCUGUGUGCCUUCGUGUAAGUUCUGCUACUCAGAUUUCAGAUGAUUUUCCUACUUUGUUGACAACA